AUGGCUUCAUUUCAUAUUCGUUCAAUCAGUCUGCCAUCUAGAUCUCAUCCAAUAACUGUAAGUUUAGAGGAGCAGAUUUACAAGCUAAACGCGUCACAAUCAUCCUUAUCAUUAGGCCAAAAAUUGAGUGGCUUAAAAGAGUUGUUCGAGUGUGUUGAUGAUUUUCUUCAACUAGCACUCACCCAACAAUCUCUUUCCCAUGAGAACUCUGUAGAAGAGGCAUUGAAUGGAUCUUUGAGUUUGUUGGAUAUAUGCGGCAAUACGAGAGAUUUUUUCUCACAGAUGAGGGAAUGUCUCCGGGAACUUGAAUUAUCUCUUCGGAGAAGUAGAAACGGAGUUGAGGCAUACAUGAAACAAGACAAGAACAGCAAAAGCAACUCAGAAUCGGCGGAUAUUGCAGUCUUGCUAAAAAGUGUAGAGGAAAUUAGUAUUUCAAUGUUUGAAUCCAUCUUAUCUUUUAUUUCUCCACCAAAGUCAAAAUCAAAGCUCUCCAUUUUCUCAAAACUUCUGCAACCAAAGACCGCGCUACGCGGAGAGGAAGUUGAAACCAAUGAAAUCGAGAAGAUCGAUACUGAAUUACUCAUAUUCAAGUCCAACACUCAAACAACAAAUAUGUUGAAAGAAUUGGUGACAUUGGAGAUGAACCUUAAAGAAGCAGAGGAAGAAUUAGAGUGUGUUUACAGAAGAUUGUUGCCAUAUAAAACUACGACGUUCCAUUUUUUUUCAAAUCGUCAACGGAGGCUGAAUAUCGAGCCAUCUCCACUACAGUUUAUGAGCUGUAAUGGGUACUCUCAUAACUUCAAGAACUACACAUUACUUUUAAUUCUUGUCCGAUUAUCUGGUGUGAUAGUUUCAGUGCCACCUAUCUCACCACAACUCCCAUUUUUCACUCCUGGUCCAAGCAUUUAG
This is a messenger RNA of Mercurialis annua (annual mercury), 909 nucleotides long. RefSeq lists its product as uncharacterized. The transcript is spliced from 3 exons. Gene Ontology annotation, biological process: shoot system development; root development. The record is from RefSeq and is a predicted model, not a curated record. NCBI's taxonomy places the organism in Eukaryota, Viridiplantae, Streptophyta, Magnoliopsida, Malpighiales, Euphorbiaceae. Bases 1 to 909 code for a protein of 302 amino acids.